Nomia melanderi (Alkali bee) is the source of this 1678-nucleotide messenger RNA. Its product is annotated as enoyl-CoA delta isomerase 1, mitochondrial. The record is from RefSeq and is a predicted model, not a curated record. Gene Ontology annotation, cellular component: mitochondrion. NCBI's taxonomy places the organism in Eukaryota, Metazoa, Arthropoda, Insecta, Hymenoptera, Halictidae. Gene Ontology annotation, biological process: fatty acid beta-oxidation.
AGGAUCACGAUUAAUCUCGAUCAAUGAUAUUAAAUAUGUUUAUAAUAUGUUUAUAAAUAUAAUUUAAUAACAAUUUAGCAACAAACGUUUACAUAAACAUAACAAUAUUGAAAUAAAUAUUGUUUGUUUACAGUUUAUAUAUAUACACUAUUUUUAUUUUCGUUUUAUAUAAAUGCCUAUUCUAUGUAUUGUAAGUACAAUAUAUUUGUAUUAAUAUUUUUAUUUUUAAUGUUUUCUUUUGAAAGGGUCCAAAAAGUAACUUAAGUAUAAAAGAACUAAUAAUAAUAUUAUUUUAUGUAAACAUGAUAACGAAGUUAAAUGAACAAAAAUAUAUUUUAUCUGAAGUGGAUCUUCGCUUAAGAUGAUAACACUACAGUUUAUGUUACUUGUGUUGUAUAAUUUGAUAAGCAUUAAAAAUUAAAUGAUUUGGAUGUAUCAAUCGCAUAUUUCAUUAAUUCGUUGCGUAAAAACCUGAAAAUAUGUGCUUUUUCGUCUUUACAAAAUUGUAAUAAAAUUUUGCAAAGUUAUAUUUACACAGGGUUCCCAUGAUCUAUGACACGGUACUAGUGCUAUUUGUGAUAAAAAAAAUCAGCCUUGCAGAAUCGGUUUGAUUAAAAAAAUUAACAGCUGUGACGAAAAUAAUACAGCUGAUAGUAAAUUAAAAGUAAUUAAAUAAAGUGUUUGUUUUAGCAUAUAUAAGUAAUAUUUUUCAGUGUUUAUAAUAUAAAACCCAUAUUUAAUUAAUCAUGUUUGCAGUAAGAAAGCUUUUUAAUAUGCAAAUUCCAUUAUGUAAAACUUAUAUGUCCAAUUCAAAACUUAUUGAAGUUACACACGAAAACAAUACAGGUAUUACUACAAUAUCAAUGACUCGUCAACCAGUAAAUGGUUUAAAUAAAGAGCUAUUAAAUGCUUUAAAAACAUCUUUAAUGGAUGCACAAAAAAAUCAUAGUACUGGUGUUAUAUUGACAUCUGCAUUACCAACUAUAUUUUCUGGAGGACUUGACCUAAUGGAAAUGUAUAAUCGAACUGAAAGUCAACUAACUGAGUAUUGGCAAACAUUACAAGAUACAUGGUUGACUUUAUAUGGUUUGGAAAUUCCAUUAGCCACUGCUAUUAAUGGUGCCAGUCCUGCUGGAGGAUGCUUAUUAGGACUUUCUUCCGAAUACAGAGUAUUUGUUAAAGGCAAACAUACCAUAGGAUUAAAUGAAACACAGUUAGGAAUGUCAGUUCCAAAAUGGUUUAAAAAUUUAUAUAUUGAUGUAAUAGGAUAUAGAAAAGCCGAAAUGGCUUGUUUACGAGGAUCUUUAUUUAAUCCCGAAGAAGCAUUACAAGUUGGACUUGUAGAUGAGUUGGCUGUUGAUAAAACAGAUGCUAUUAAUAAGUGUCAAAAAUUUAUACAAGGCUUUAAACACAUAUCUUCUAUAGGUCGAUCUCAGACAAAAAUUAUAUUACGAGAGCCUAAUUUGCUUUGGAUGAAAGAAAAUCGUGAUAAGGACCUUAAAGAAUUCAUAACAUAUGCUCAGUUACCACAAGUGCAAGCAGGCAUUAAAUUAUAUAUAGAGUCCUUGAAGCGGAAAUAAGACAUUUUUUAAAUAUUAAAAAUUCUAAAAUUUUUAUAAAAUCAAUAUUUUUAUAUAUUAUUUUAUAGGUAUAAAUAUACAAUACAUAAAUUUAUUAA